Naegleria lovaniensis is the source of this 1050-nucleotide messenger RNA. RefSeq lists its product as uncharacterized. The record is from RefSeq and is a predicted model, not a curated record. The transcript has 2 exons. The coding region runs from base 1 to 1050 and encodes 349 amino acids. NCBI's taxonomy places the organism in Eukaryota, Heterolobosea, Eutetramitea, Acrasida, Naegleriidae. Gene Ontology annotation, cellular component: perinuclear region of cytoplasm; cytosol; nucleus. Gene Ontology annotation, biological process: nucleocytoplasmic transport; activation of GTPase activity. Gene Ontology annotation, molecular function: GTPase activator activity; small GTPase binding.
AUGCCACCCAAAGCAAAGCCAUCAUCAUCAUCGGGGAAGUCCUCAGGAAAAUCUGGAGGAAAAGCAGAAGAUGAAAUUGAAAAUAAUAGAAAGGCAAUCCGAAAAUUCUUAAAAACCUACGAGAAAUCAUGUCAAGAUAAGAGCUUGGUGCCCUUACCUUCCGUUGCUCAAAAAUUGAAUCGGCUCGUAAAAUCGGAGGAAGGGCCAACCACUUUAAAUAUUCCCUUUUUGAUAACUGAAGAAUUGUCUUUGGAAGCUGUUCAGGCGUUAAUAGAAAGUCUGGAUAGCAGUAUUCAGGGAUAUGAAAAAGUUUCAUUUUGGCGGAAUAAUCUCUCGGAUAAGACAGUUCAGCUCAUUGGAAAGUGGCUACAACCUCAUCCACAACUUAAAGAAUUGGAAAUUAUCGACAAUAGAGUGGGACCGAAAGGAUGCCAAGCAAUAUCCAGAGCGUUGCAACACAACGAAACGCUGACGUAUUUAAAUUUGGAUCAUAAUGAACUGGGAGAUGAAGGUGCGUCUGCAUUGGCAGUGGGCCUGUCUUGGAGUCCUUCUCUCAUAAAAGUGUCACUUAAUUACUGUGGAAUAGAAGAGGAGGGAGCUGUUUCAUUAGCCAAUGAAGCCAUUGCCAAAUCUACCUCUCUCCAAAUUCUCGAAAUGCAAGGUAAUUCGAUUGGAGACAGAGGUUUUGAUGCCAUCGGUCAGGCACUGGCUCGUUCUCAAAAACUCCAAACCCUCAAUCUCUCUGGGUGCAAUGAAGGUCUUCCUCUCAAGACUGAUGUUGUGUCUCGAAUGUGCGACUCGAUCAAACAAAACCCAAAUAAUGCUCUUCAAAAUUUGGAUCUCAACUAUGUAACAGUGGAACCUGAAGCAGUGUUAAUGUUUGCUGAAUUGGCAAAACAGAAGGAAAAUAUAUUAAGGAUUCGUCUUUACGAACGUGUAGAUAAGAUAGCAUACAAGGAACUGACAACUCAGCUCGGAACCAAUCUAAAGAAUUUCAUUCAAAAGAACAAGCCCAAGAAAAAGAAGAAGGCGAAGAAGAAGGAUAAAUAG